Molecule: messenger RNA, 759 nt
Organism: Miscanthus lutarioriparius
Lineage: Eukaryota; Viridiplantae; Streptophyta; Magnoliopsida; Poales; Poaceae
Source: the annotation of a GenBank genome assembly
AUGGAUGAAGGGAGCAGAUCUGGAACUACAGAGCAACAAAGGAUCAACAUCUACGAUCAGGAUGGAGUGGGGGAUACAUGUAAGGACAAGUUUACAGCGACAUCACUGCAAGAAAACCAACUGCAGGUACAAUUGCCAUACCUUGCAAGCAAUCCAAUUGCAGCAACAACUUCAAGGCCUCUGAUGAACCAAUGGCAGGACGAGUUCGGGCUGAUGUACAACUUCCAGAUUGAUGAAGGGACAUCAACACAAACAACAAAUACAAAAGGAAAUACUUCUACUGCUAGGGGAAGUUCAAACAAUGAAAGAACAGAAAUGGGACAAUGCAGUGCAAACCUGUUUCAAUGGCAUAGCAGCAGCAAGUUAUCUCAAGAAAUGCAGGGGUCGUAUACAAGUAUGCUGCUUGGUACACAGCUUUUUCAGGAAAAUCUACAAGGACAGACACAAAUUUCAGACUAUUGCACAGGGGAUGACUAUGUCUUAUCUAGAAAGCAAACAGGGAAACAGAUGGCUCUCGACAACAUGAACAGCAGCCCUGAGAGAAACAAAGAUUUCAAUAACUCAACUACAGAAUUUGAGGACUACCAACUCAGGGACUGGGAUGAAGAAUACUUAUCAGAGCCUGAAGAAGAACAAUGGCAGAAUGGCAUCUUCAGAAACAUGGAAAUUCAAGAGAUACGAGAACGAACAAGCUCAACAGUCAAGCCCAAGUCCAAGAGGAUGAAGGAAGCUUCAAAGAAGAACACUGAUGCAGCAUAA